Molecule: messenger RNA, 5922 nt
Organism: Culicoides brevitarsis
Lineage: Eukaryota; Metazoa; Arthropoda; Insecta; Diptera; Ceratopogonidae
Gene: Nup188
Product: nucleoporin Nup188
Exons: 5
Coding region: 109-5853 (1914 amino acids)
Biological process (GO): protein import into nucleus; RNA export from nucleus
Cellular component (GO): nuclear pore inner ring
Molecular function (GO): structural constituent of nuclear pore
Source: RefSeq, a predicted model, not a curated record
AGGUAAACAAAAAACAAACGAUUUUUUGCACGCGCCGGUCAAUAAAAAGCUAAAAACAAGCAAAAUUAGGAUUAAAAAUACACAAAUAUUGGAUAAGACAAUAAAAAAAUGUCUGGAAAUCAAGGAGACGUGAUUCAAUGGAAACGUUUGUGGCAAUUGGUCUCCGGCAUCAAUUUCGAGACUCCAACGAAGAUUGUGAGUGAACAACUGACUUCUGUCGCUCCCCAACUGCUGGAUGGCUUGAAACAGUUUCACAAAAACAACCCGGAGUCGGAUCAAAAGUUGAAAGAUUUGCUGAAAAAGUCGGGACAGGAGAAACUUUUGACUUUUUCACAAAAAUUGCAGCAAUAUUUGAAUCUUGAUGCCAUUCAAACGUGGGAGAUUUUAUGCCAUUACCUGAUCAAUGAAUACAAAGGUUCGUCGACAUCUUUGGCGAAUUACAUCUCAACCGAGUCAGCAAUGCUCAAAUUAUUGAACGAAAUUUGGUCCUACUACUCCUUGGAACGAAUGAUUUUACUAAAAACCGUCAAAACUCUCUUGGAAUUCCAUUCUGACAGUUCGGAGCAUCCUUAUGCCGCCGAAUAUGCCGCUGCUUUGAAGAAAAUUGAGGUUAAAAAGUUGCUUUCUUCGUACAUUGGACAAUUGGAGGACCUCGCAAGCAAAUCUUUGCCCGAAAAAGCUGUUCAUGGCGAUUUAUUUAACAGUGCCGGCAAAUUAAUUGCUUGGAACGAGCGAAAUGUACGUGAGGAAAUCACCGUUUUGCAGAUAAUUUUGCUUGCGAUCGACUAUUUGGGCAGUACGGAUGUGAAAGAUGUGAAAAAAUUGCUGGAAAUCUUCAAAAGUCACUCAUUUGGCAGGCAGCAACAAUAUUUAAACGCCGAUAAUUCGUAUCACGCGCAACUUUUGCAGGAAUUAAUGUUCCACGAGGUCGCAGUUGUGCUGAAAAUCUUCGAUUUGAAUGAAAAUCAAGGCGAAGAGUACGUUCAAGAGUUGGUAGCGUCACUUAAUAAGACAAUUUUAAGCCUGCAUCAGUUCCCGGAACAUGGUCCGUUGUUACUUGCAUGGAUGUUGGUCAACUUUCGACUCAAAGAAAGUCGCGUUGAUGAUGAAAUCGCCAAUAAACAUCGUCAAUUGGGGUCUCGGGCGGUACAACUCAAGUCGUUUGAGUGGCUUCUCGCUAUGAUUUCGCACAAAACGUUCAAAGAUGCCGAAAGUAAAGUAGCUGUUGUGGUGCGGAAGACAAUUUACAACCAUCUUGGAGUACUUUGUGACCUUUUUGACGCUGUUUCCGUUUGUAAUCAUCAAAAAAUCUACGAAUUGACGUCGGAAUUGCUCAAAACCCCGGAAAUAGCGGAGGAUUUCUGUCGUCAAGAAGAAGGAAAUGGACUUCGAGGCUUGUUGGAUGUCGCAAUGGAAAGUUUUCCCGUCACUUUUACACAACUCAGUCGCAUUGCAAGUGCUUUGUCGCAAUCCGGAGCUGCCAGUAGCAAACAUAUCCAAUCGAUAAUCGAAGAACUUCCGGUUUACACGGAAGAAUACAUUCCGGAUCGAUACUUUUUGAAGCCCAGUCAGGAACAAGACACCUUCCUACUGGUCCAGGAUUACCGUCCCUUUGCCGGAGUCCCCGAAUAUCGCAUCCCAAAAGGCUCGGAAGUCGUCGUUGUCGACAAAGGUGGACGAACUUUCUGUCAUUUCCGCACCCAAAUUAAUUUUUUCACCGUUUUGCAUCACGAAAUCGAUCAUUUGUUGCGACAAUUGAUGCAUUACACCGAAAUCGAUCCGAAUUGUGUCACAAAAAUCACAAUUGGAUUGGAAUUUCUUGCAUCGGUUCUUCGACGUACAAAACACCCGUCGCAAAUUAACGAGUUUAUGGUGCAUCCAACGGAAAUGGUCUUUGAUUUGCUCACGAAAUUCCGUGCCGUGCAGGAACCUCCAUUGGAACUCAUGGCGGUCUGUUUGCGGGUUUGUACAGCUUUGGUGCCACUUUUUGAUCAGGAAAUCGUCACACGAGUGCUCAACUUGGGAAUUUUGCCUUCAAUGAAGGUCACUGGGCUAGGAUUUCACGAAUACGCCAACGGACAUGGGUUUGAGCCGGAGUUGGUGGGCAAUUAUUUGAUCAAUUUCGAGAAGAAUCAAGGAAAAUAUCUCUUUUUGAAGGAAUAUUUUGACUUUUUGGUGGUUUAUAAGAAGCUCAACAAAGACAACGUCGACCUCGUUGACUUACCUGGACUCAUCUUCUUACUCCGCGAGGUCUUCCCGAACCUUCAUACAUGGAAUUUCGACACCGAAAAAACCCGCAUCGAACUUAACACCCUCAUCCUCCGUCAUUUCUUCGACAUUCUUCAACCUUCCGAUCAUCCCGGGAAAAAACUUUUACGCCAAAUUUGCAUCCACAGCUUGUUGCACUUGGGCAACGGUAUUCCCUUGCUCCGUUUGAUCGCCGUGGGCAACGAUCAACUGCAAAUCAUCAUGGAAAACGAGAGCAACUGGAUGACAUCUGGCGAUUCGGGCGUCAAUUACAUCAUUCAGCUUGCCUUAACGGUCCUCAUGCAGAUUUUGCGAUACAAACAAGAAGUCGAAGAAAGUACGGAGCAUCAGUUGACCCCAAUUGAGUCUCUGAUUUACGCGCAACCGAAACAAGUCGACACAUUGCGGAUUAUUUCCGUCGUCACGAGUUACAUGAACAACAUUUUCAAUCAACGGUUGCCCAUUUUGGCUUGUCGGCUCUUACGUCGCUUUGCCCUGGAGUUUCAAAUGUCGCUGUUGGCGUGUUUGGACAUGGAACCGGACCAAAUUCGAUUGAUUUUCCUGCAACGCUUACGAGACGACCUCGAAAGUCAUCAGUUAAAAGUUGCGAUUCUGGAAUUCGUCGAAAGUUGCAUCGAAAAGCAACCGGGAUUGACAGAAGCCUUCUUCAAAAUCAGCUACGAGCAUGAAAAACGAUUUUUGGAGCAAAUCAAAGCGACGAAGAAAAAAUCCAAGGAGAUGGAAAAUGAGGGAAUUUUGGAUUACAUGCAGGAAUUCUUGGAUGUCGUCGGAAAAUCGCCGGAAAAAAUUGCAAGUCCCUUGUUGAGUCGAAUUAUGACACUUUUCCACUCACUUUGGAAGAACAACAUGCAAGGUCUGGUCUCGGAUCUGAUGGAAAAGAAGGAAUUUUGGAGUUCCAUCUGUGCCCCGUUGUUUACAACUGAAAUUUAUCCACAAAUCAAGGCGUAUUCGCAACUUUUCAACAUUUUGGGCGUCGAAGUAUUCCGCGUGGCAGUCGGAGCAAAGUUUGACGAGAAUUUUCGUGCCGUUAUCGAACGAUUUCUCGAAAAAUCCAACUUCCAAAGGUGGUUGAAGCAAAUUUUCACUCUGCCCGAGGAAACGGAAGUCUUAUUAGACUCGACUCCGGAAUGGCUUUGCCGGUUGCAAUCGUUCAAAGACUUGAUAAUCCUGAUCAUGAAGUGCAAACCGAUUUACAGCAAGUUCCCAGAGGCAUCUCAGACACAACUCGCCGACCAAUGUCUCGCUACAUUGAUUGAAAGGACCACAAAUAUGAACGAUUCUCGUCCCUUGGUCAUCCUAGCUGAGCUUUACUUGAUCCUACUUCGAAAUUCUCCAACAAAUCACACGGAAAAUCGAGAUGAUGACAGAAAAUUGUUGGAAAACUCACAAAAAUUACUGAAAUUCCUCGCGGAUUUUUACAAAAAUUUACUACCGCGUGCCAAAAACUCAAUUUUAGCGAUUUGCAUUAAAAUACAGGACAUGCUUUCAUCGACAAUCGUGCAAGAACGCACAAUUUCGAUUGGUAUGUUGCAAUCCUGCGUGGAAAUUGUCUGUUUGGAGUUGUUUGCAUUGGAAAGUGACGCCAAAAAUGGAAAAUCUGCGGAAAAAUCGCAAUUUUUGAGUCCAAAAGACCCGAAAAAGACAUCUGCUGAGCUGUCGUUGAUCCUUUUGAAGAAUCUGUCGAUGACAAUCGAGCAACAUCCGUAUAAAAAUUGGAAUUAUAUCUUCACCGCGGAGAAAAUCUAUCAUCGGAUAUUGAGUUGUCUCAGCGGAAUCAUCCAAAAUUACGAAAAACGAAAGAUUUCUGUGGAAUUACUGGAUUUGCUGGUCGUUUUUGCAUCCGGGGACUGUUCAAAAGAGCUACUUUUCGCCGAUGUCGGGGAUUAUCUCUGGUUGAAACUGUUGCCGCCGAAGGAAUUGUUGCAAAAAAUCAAUGCUGGUACCUCCACGUGGCAAAUUCAGGAAUGGUGGCCCAUUUAUAUCAAAGGUAUUCAAUUGGUAGCCAAGAUGCUUGAGACGCACGGGCAUAAUUUCAAGAAAGAUGCGAUAUUUUUCAUUGGAAUCCAUGAAGAGUUCUUGCUGGACUCGUUAUUGCUGGUGAAACAAUGUUUGGAACCGAACGCCAUUGAGUUGAUUAAGACAACUUUGGCACUUUUGUGUGAAAUGUGUCGCUAUGAGCAAUAUUGGCGCCUCGAACAUGGACAAAGUAUGGCGAAUUUGAUGCGUUGCGUGCAAAUUUUGAUGGAUUCGAGUGUUUCGCUGCUCUAUCGUCCGAAAAUAUUGAAGAGACUCAUCGAUGGCGACAAUCGUGACACGGGAAAUUCCGAACUGGAUGACUUGAUUGAGACACGUGACCUUGCCGAGAAUACAGAUGAGAUUGUAGAAGCGAUGAAUCAGCUCAUCGAGAUCAUCACAAUCAGCUCGCGAUGCCUUUUAUGGUUCUCCCCGCCCCUGUUGACGCUGAUGUGCGAAUCCGAGUUCAUUCCUAGCAAGUAUUUCGCCCUCAUUGAGAUUCAAUUUGGCGCCCCGAAGCUCAAUCAAGACAACACUUUGUCAUUUGGGACAGUUCUCAGUGCCGUCAGUAUCUUCACUAAAUCGCUAAAUCUGCAACAAUUUAAUUUUAGUGAACGUCCCUUGAACUACUUGCCCGGCGAAGAGGUCGAUGCCGAUGAAACCGACACUUCUCUUCAAAUGUCUGACACAAAUUUGAGUCGUUUAGCGACGCCAACGCACAGUCAGCCCCCAACGCAGGCCACAACUCCCAUGGCGGGCAGUCCCCGAACGCAUUUCAGCAAAUCUCUGUCAAUGACGUCCGUUACGAGCUUUACCGCGCCAUCGGGAAUCGCACCAUCGAAUGAACUUUUGUCACAUUUGGACCGAAAAACGUGCUUGACAGCGUUGGAAAUGACUUUGACGUUACUCGCGUCGCAAAGUUUGCUCGCCCUGCGGAGUGAACAUUUGUCGUUCCGCGAAAAACAAUUGAUUCGCCGCGAACUGAGCACGGAAUUGUUGCAAUUUCACGAUUUUGUGCGGAAAAAAGUGAGUCGCGAGAUGUGGAAACGCAAGAAGCACGGUCAAGUAUUGAUGAAAGCAGUGCAAGCGAAGGACGAUGACACGCUGGAACAAAUUCCGGAGGAAGAUUUGGACGAUACGCUUGAUAAAACGCCAGUUCCCAUUGUGAAAAGUACCGAUCACGCAAAGUCAUUGCGAGUAAAUUUGGCGAAAAAGCUCCAUCAUAAGCACAUUAGUGAAGGUUUGUUCGAUACGACGGUCCCAAUUAGCCCAAUUGGCAAGGGAAAACCCGAAAUUUCCAAGACAUCCAAAGAUCAAUCGACUCCGUUGAAGUCAAUUUUGAAGCCAUCCACGAGCACGUCGCAAAAACGUCACGUAAUGUUCGAAACGGAGCAAUCGGCGAUGGAAAGUGAAGAUGAUUCCAACAAAAAAAUGUGUCAAGAUGACGAAAUGGUGCUUGUGGAACCCGAUACAGAACCUCCUUACACUGGAUUGUCCUACGUGAAAAUUGUUGAGGAAGAUUAUUUCCACUUUUUAUCGAAUUUGUUCGUCGUUGUCGCUCAUACUGAGUAAUUUUUCUUACUAAAAUAUUGAAAAAAGAAGAAAUUUUGUUAAAUAAAAACUAUUUUUUGACUAAAUUUU